Molecule: messenger RNA, 3612 nt
Organism: Setaria italica (foxtail millet)
Lineage: Eukaryota; Viridiplantae; Streptophyta; Magnoliopsida; Poales; Poaceae
Exons: 20
Coding region: 257-3355 (1032 amino acids)
Source: RefSeq, a predicted model, not a curated record
CAAUUCAAUUCGAUUCCCCCUGCCCCGAACCGAGCCCGAGGUGCGUGCGCGCGCGUCGCCCCCCACCUCUUCCCCUCCUCGCCGCUCUCCCCUUCCGCCGCCGUGGGGAGGCAGGCAGGUCGGAAGAGGCGGAGGAGAUCGGCGGCGCCGACGCCACCCGCCGUCCAGCCUCAUCAUCCCUCCCCGCGAACUAGGCGCAGGCUGAGGCAGGGAGGCGGCGGCGGGAGGUUUUCCGGCGAGCGGAGGGUGGUCGGGGAUGGGGCUCAACGGCGCGGUGUCGGGGAUGGUGUCGAGGAAGGUGCUUCCGGCGUGCGGUGGGCUCUGCUACCUCUGCCCUUCGCUGCGCCCCCGCUCCAGACAGCCCGUCAAGCGCUACAAGAAGAUCAUCGCCGACAUAUUCCCCUCAUCACAGGAAGACGAACCGAAUGAAAGGAGGAUCGGGAAACUGUGCGAGUAUGUUGCUAGAAACCCCCAGCGUGUGCCAAAGAUCACAGAUUACUUGGAGCAAAGGUGUUACAAAGAGUUAAGAAGUGAGCAUUAUGGCUAUGCAAAAGUAGUUGUGCUAAUAUACCGCAGGCUAUUGGUCUCUUGUAAAGAACAGAUACCGUUACUUGCAAGUAGCUUAUUAAGCAUCAUACAAACACUUUUGGAUCAAUCAAGGCAGGAUGACAUGCGCAUCAUUGGCUGUGAAGCCUUAUUUGAUUUUGUUGUCACUCAGGUGGAUGGUACGUAUCAGUUCAAUUUGGAAGAACUUGUUCCAAGACUCUGCAAACUUUCUCAAGUAGUAAGGGAGGAUGAGAAGGCUAACGCACUCCGUGCAGCUGCCUUGCAAUCUCUUUGUGCUAUGGUCUGGUUUAUGGGUGAGCUUUCUCAUAUUUCGUCAGAGUUUGAUGAUGUUGUCCAAGUAGUAUUGGAAAGCUAUGAGCCCCAGAAGGUGCAAAAUGACAAUAGAGCCACUGAAAAUCCAGGUGGUCAUUGGGUGGAGGAAAUCCUUAAAAUAGAGGGUCAUGCCGCUUCAACUCCAUUUACCAUCUCUACUAUACCUUCUUGGAAGAGCAUAGUUAGUGAUAAUGGAGGAAUUCAUCUGCCAAUGGAAGAUGCCAAAGAUCCUAGUUUUUGGUCAAGAAUCUGUGUGCAUAACAUGGCCACGCUGUCCAGGGAGGCAACCACAUUCCGCCGUGUUAUGGAUUCCCUAUUUCGGCACUUCGAUAAUACUAAUUCAUGGUCAUCCACGAAUGGACUUGCACUUUGUGUUCUAUUGGACAUGCAAAUGUUCAUGGAAAACUCAGGGCAACACAUUAAUUUGAUGAUAUCAAUACUAGUAAAGCAUCUUGAACACAAGGCCAUACUGAAGCAACCUGAGAUGCAACUCAGCAUUGUGGAAGUGAUAUCUGCUCUCGCAGAACAAUCAAGAGCUCAAGCUUCAGCAGCAACCAUUGGUGCCAUAAGUGAUCUUGUGAGGCAUAUGAAAAAGACGCUGCAUGUUGCUCUUGGCAGCAAAGAUUUGGAGGUUGUAAAGUGGAAUGACAAACUCCGGAAGGCUUUUGAUGAAUGCAUAGUCCAGCUGUCAAAGAAGGUAGGUGAUGCUGGACCAGUUCUUGACAUGAUGUCGGUGAUGCUAGAGAACAUAUCACGCACUCCUCUUGUUGCUAUAGCAGCAACCUCUGCUGUUUAUCGCACAGCUCAAAUAAUCGCUUCUAUACCAAAUUUGUCGUAUAAGAACAAGGUAUUUCCAGAAGCACUUUUUCAUCAAUUACUCUUGGCAAUGGUUCACCCUGAUCAUGAAACCCGUGUUGCUGCACACCGCAUAUUUUCUGUUGUCAUUGUCCCAUCUUCUGUUUCUCCCUUUCCCAAUUUGAAAUCCCCAGAUCAGCGUAGAAAACAUGAUGUUCAGAGGACACUCUCGAGGGCUGUAUCUGUCUUCUCAUCUUCAGCUGCUUUGUUUGAUAAGUUGAGAUGGGAGAAGAACUCCUUUAGAGAAAAUGCACAUGAAGGAAGCAUGAACAGAAUUUUGCAUGGUAUUGACAAUAAAACUGCUGCUCCCAAUGACUUCCAAGGCUCACGAAGCUUGAGGCACAGCCUCGAAGUUUCUUCAGCUUCUCGGAAAUAUUCUUCUACAUCCUUAAAGGAAAGCCAAAACUCAUUGACUGAGUCAACCAAUGACACGGAAUCAACUGUGUUAAGACUAAGCAGCCAUCAGGCCACACUUCUGCUCUCAUCUAUUUGGGCUCAAGCGAUUUCUCCAAAAAAUACUCCUCAAAAUUAUGAAGCUAUCGCUCAUACUUAUAGUUUGCUUCUAUUAUUUCUGGGAUCAAAGGCAUCUAUUUUUGAGGCUCUUUCUCCCAGCUUUCAGAUUGCAUUUUCUUUACUGAGCUAUUCACUUGGAACAGAUUCAUUGCCACCAUCCUGCCGUCGAUCCUUGUUUACUCUGGCUACAUCCAUGAUUGUUUUUGCUUCAAGAACUUUCGAUGUGGCACCUCUUUUGCCAAUUUGUAAAUCAAUGCUCAAUGAUGGAACAAUGGAUCCAUUCCUUCGUUUAGUACAUGAGAACAAACUUCAGGUUGUGAAGGAUUAUCUAGAAGACCCAUCAAAAUCCUAUGGCUCAACAGAGGACAAUGAAAAUGCCUUGAGGUCUAUUUCAGCAGUAGAACUAACAGAGAGAAACUCUCGAGAAUCCAUGGUCUCUGCAAUUGUGAAUUCCAUAGCAUAUAUACCAGAUGCAGAGUUAGAAGAUAUAAGAAGUCAACUGCUAACUGACUUCUCUCCUGAUGACAUGUGUCCAACUAGUGCUCACUUUUUUGAAUCACCUGGCAAAAAUUCAGAGUCAAGGCCUGGUGAUGACGCUGACUAUCAAGAGGCCGAACUUAUCGAUGUGACAAAUGACAACUAUACAUUUGCGGAAGUCUCUGCAACUAAACCAACUGCUACAGACAUUCCUGCGAUCACAACAAAUCUUUUGAGUAUUGAUGAACUUCUAGAAACAGUGGUCAAUGACACAUCAUCUGAGACCCAAAGAUGCUCAGCACCAGCGGCCCCAGACAUCCCAUUCCAGGAGAUGACUAGCCACUGCGAGGCCCUUUCUAUGGGAAAGCACCACAAGAUGUCUGUCCUCAUGAGCUUCAAGAACAACAAGCAAGCGCCCAUCGUGCCAAACAAUCAGAUUAACCACGUCGAAGCAGGCCAUACCUCUAACAACCAGAACACGAACCCGUUCCUGCAGCAGAGCCUGGAUGGCUACCCGCAGAGCAUGGCUGCCGGCGAGUUACAGGAUGCUGCCGGCGUCCAGCAGCAGCAUUUCCUGAGGCUGCCGGCGUCGAGCCCGUACGACAACUUCCUCAAGGCUGCUGGCUGCUGAUUUUCGCAUGCAGAAACCCCCUCCGUGUAACUGAAGGUAUAUGUAACAGUGUGGAUGCUGAGUUUGCUGCUGAUGGGUCACAGGCAAAAGUUGCCAUUUUGCUGCUGUUUGGCUGUAUCCGUGUGACUUCAGUAAAGGGAAAGCGAAAAAGGAAGCGCACCCAACCCACCGCGCUCAUUGCCGUGUGCUGUGUAUUUGUAAAAGAAACCUGCCAUCGUCGAACUUAUAUACAAUCUAAGGGGAUACGAGGUGUUAAA